This is a messenger RNA of Onychostoma macrolepis, 4146 nucleotides long. RefSeq names its product heavy metal-binding protein HIP-like. The record is from RefSeq and is a predicted model, not a curated record. Lineage: Eukaryota; Metazoa; Chordata; Actinopteri; Cypriniformes; Cyprinidae. Gene Ontology annotation, molecular function: protein binding. The coding region runs from base 2361 to 3161 and encodes 266 amino acids. The transcript has 4 exons.
ACCAUUCGCAUUUUAUUGCUGAUCUGGAACGCUAGUGCAGCUUUUAAUUCAAAACAUAGUAAGAAUUGUUCGAUGCAUUUCACGAUCACAUAGUGUACAUUAUUGUGUGAGAAAUAAAGAGAAGAUCAUUUUGUUACCAAGAAAGUAACCUCCAAAUGAUAUUAAAGAAGAGAUACACUCACACACUGGAAUAUAGGCAUUUAACGUCUAACUAAUACAAGAAAAGGGUUUUAACUAAGUUAAUAUAACAGGGGAAUAUACAUACAACACAUGCAUAUAGCAGAUACAUUUAUAACUGCUUAAUUAUGGCCUAAAUAGAGAAAAUGUCUUUAGGUGUGUGUGUGACGUGUAUUGGAAAUUGUGGAGACAGACAACUGGUCUGGUCCCUGGCACGGGGGUCACCCCCCCUUCUGUGGAAUGUGUUUGAAGCUUGAUAAAGACACCUAGUCGAUCUGUUUAGCAUCCUUUUGAUAGUGAUAAAGACCAUCUGCAAUUUAGUACCCAUAUAAAUGUAAACGCUGAGGCCAGGUCAGUAAUUUAUACGCAAAUGUCAAAAGGCUAAAAGGGUUUUUUAAAACAAAGUGUAAUCAGCCAUCACUAAUCCUACACAGAUGUUACAAGUCACAAGGCAAAACUGAUUUAGUAAGUCUGUGGUAGUCAGUGGUUGUUCACACUUAAGGUCUUUGCACACUGAGUCCAAUAUUUUCAUGUGUUUUUUCAUAUUUGUCAUCUUAAAAAUUUGUCACGCACAGAAACCUUACACACUGAGUCUGAUGUGUAUUAAUUAAUCCGUUGCAGAAAUAAUUUGCAAAACAAUACAAAAUGGAGUGUCCAAGCAAUGAGCAAUGUCCUCUCUCUUCUGAAAAAGAGGAAAUAUUGGGUCCAUCUAAUGCUGAGAUUGCGUAGAGACGAAGGAGAGUUCCACCUCAUCAAAGAGCUGCAGGAUUAUCCCGAGCGAUUCAAAGUUUACUACAGGAUUUUGAUGCUUUGGUAACAAUACUAGAGCCACAUAUUUAAAAGAAGACUACCAAUUUCCAGAGACUGGCAGUAUGUCUAAGGCAUUGGUCUCAAACUCAAUUCCUGGAAGGCCACAGCUCUGCACAGUUUCGCUCCAACCCCAAUCAAACACACCUGAUCCAGCUAAUCAAGGUCUUCAGGAUUACUAGAAACCUCCAAGCAGGUGUGAUUUGGAGCUAAACUCUGCAGAGCUGUGGCCCUCCAGGAAUUGAGUUUGAGAUUACUGGUCUAAGGUAUGCCCCAAACUGUGGCAUGGGAAAGGCGCGUCCCAGGCAUUGAAAUCAGUAUACAAUUUUGGAUUUAGCUUCUAAGGUGGCUGAGUUUUCAAAUAUGCUUGCUACAGAUGUGAAAAACACAGAAAACCCUAUAUGAAUUUUUUUUUUAUGACAGAUGAAAGUUUCGGAGGCAGCGUGUAAACGUGAUUGACACAACAUGAGGUCAUAUUUAUUUUUUAAUGUGCAAAAAUUUUGGACUCAAUGUGCAGUGACCUUUAGGUUUUAAAAAUGAAAUACUAUGAUCAGUGAAAGCACAUGGUGAUUGGGUCAGUCUUUGAUCAAUGGACUGCUGAAGUCCUCACUCCUGCCUUCCACAAGUGAUAAGCUUGAGGGAUAAUAAAGCAAUUCCUGAGCAGAGGUUGUGCGGAAAAGAGUUUUUAUGCAAAAGGAUACCAUUUCUUGUGUUUUAUACAUAUAGCCUGCCAUCUUCAGUAUAUUCUAUAAUUUAGCUAUACAUUAAUAGUAAGGUAAGAAUAGAUUUUAUUUUAUUUUUUUUUUUAUUUUUUUUAUUGCUUAUUAAUCCAUGCACUGUUGAUAUAUGUUGUUGCAUAUGGGGAAAUAACAUUCAAACUCCAUCAGCAACAUUUGUGGCAUGAUAUCACCACAGAAAUAAAUGUCAACUCAUUCUUUAGUUAAAGCAGAAAACAUUAAACAUGCCCUAAUUCAGUAGUAUUCUCACAAAGCUUCAACAUUAUAUAUGUAAACUGAUUUUGUCUCCAUAAAUUUACAUUCAGUGUUUAUUUGUUUGACAUUCUUUCUUUCUUUCAUUCAGUCAGUUGGAAAACCUAGUAUUUUUUUGUAAGAUGCACAUGGAUAUCAGAAAGUGGUGUGUCAGUCUAUAUCAGAUUAUUUUUUGCUGUGUUCGACAUUGUGUCACAAACAUCAGAGUUGAACAUCUACUGAACCCGGAACAUCCCUUUAAAUACGAUUAACAAUUAACUUGAACUACUUUAUUAUCUGAAGCACUAUAAAUCAAGCACAAAUGACAGUAAAUCAGGACACUAUAAAAAGAGCAUGAGGGUCUGUGGGGAUGACAGAGCAAGAGCUGGACACAAAUAUCAGUGAAGAAUGAAGGGUUUGUUAUGUAUCCUGCUGCUGCUGGAAACCUUUGUGUUUGCUGUACAGCAGCAGGUAGAUGGAGGACUCGCUGAGAAUGAGAUCAGUCAACAGCUCAGAUCUGAGGACAGAAGACAGAAUCCAUCUCAGACAGACUCUCUGAGAGAUGAAGCUUCGACUGACAGCCAGUACUGCCAUCUGAGCUUCCCUGACAUCCACGCAGCACUGAGAGAGCUGACCGCCACCGUUACAGAGCAGAAAGCCAACAUCAGAGCUUUAGAGACGCGACUGAAGGAACAACAGACAUUCAUCCUGGAAGAGUUGAACAAGAAAACUGAUGAAAUUUCAAAUCUUACUCUGAGUCAAGUGGAGGAGCUGAGAAAGGAAAAUAGAGACAGAGAGAUAGCUUUUUCAGCUGGACUGAUUGAGUCUGGCAGUGAAGAUGUUGGUCCUUUCACCACUGAAAUCACUCUAACCUACAGGAAAGUCUUCACAAACAUAGGGAACGCCUACAACCCAAUUACAGGUAUUUUCACAGCCCCACUGAAAGGAGCGUACAUGUUCAGAAUCUCUAUAUAUGCUACAAUCAGUCAAUCAGUUUCAUCAACUGCAGUCAUUGUGAAGAAUGGAGAGCAUGUGGUUAUAGCACAUAAUUAUCAACCUGGACAUGAAGUAAGCUCCUCCAAUGGAGUUGUGUUGAUCCUGGAGGUUGGAGAUGUCGUCUAUGUGAGACUUUGGUCUGGCAGGAGGAUACAUGAUAGCCAGAAUAGCCACAACACUUUCAGUGGUUACCUACUGUUUCCCUUAAGAUAAUAAAAGCUUUGUAGAAUACAAUUCCAAUAAUUCUGAAGCUUUAGCAUAAGAUUUACGAUGAAAAUCAAGAAUCGUUAACAUAUAAAUCUGUAUUAAUGAGGGCUUGUGUAUUCUAAAUGUUCAGUAGAUUACUGUCAGUAAGUCAGUAUACACUAUACUCUUAAGUUCUAUGAUGUCUUUUCAUGUAACUUCAUAUAAAGAGAUUCAGCAAUGAGACAGAACCCAUAAAUAUCACGUGACUCAAAAGUGAUUUGUUAAUGUAGUAAAUCUAGAAUGAUAAAGAAUACCUUUUUAUGUAUUGCUUGUUACUGAUUCUUGAUCUGUAUCUCUUCAUCCUACAUAAAUAAAUAAUGUAGAGACAUUGUUUCCUCAUAUUUCCAUGAAUAUUUUCCCAGUAGUACGGUAACUGCUGGGAUGUCACUCAAGGGGGAGUCAGGUGUGCGCGUGGUGGGCACAGACCCCGGUUUAUAUCUGCCCCGCUGCCCGGUUUUGCGGGCUUGGCAUGCGACUAAGAAUUUAAGUAUCGAGAGAAAAGUUGAUUUAUUUUCUUUUUUCUUAAAAAAAAAAAAAAAGUACAAUUAUAUAAUGACACACUGCGUUAACUUAGUAUUAAACAUAAAAAAGAAAGAAAAAAGGAAAAACAUAGGGUGUUCAAAUUAGUGUGGUGUUUGUGUUUUCCUACUAUAUUCAAAGAAAUGGUGUUACCAAAAUUACAUUUAAUUUUUUUUUUUUUUUUUAACUUCUUUCUUUUCCUCCCAGUUUGAGAGUCCCUCUUUGUUAAAUAUAAUUGAGCAACCCCAUAAGUGGCAAUGGAUGAAGAAGAGCCAGUCACGCUGCGAUCUGCUGUAAAGCAAGAAGAAGAAGAAGCCAGUCGCUGAACUGUGUAUGGUACGUUGAUGGUUGAGAGGUAAGCACAGUAUGAUAGGUGGAAAUGUAUGGUUUUAUGAUAGUAUGUUUGUCAUUGGUGGGAUUGUUGUAACAUAUU